Cyprinodon tularosa is the source of this 3695-nucleotide messenger RNA. It is a transcript of the gene cul4b, whose product is annotated as cullin 4B. NCBI's taxonomy places the organism in Eukaryota, Metazoa, Chordata, Actinopteri, Cyprinodontiformes, Cyprinodontidae. Gene Ontology annotation, biological process: DNA damage response; protein ubiquitination; ubiquitin-dependent protein catabolic process. Gene Ontology annotation, molecular function: ubiquitin protein ligase binding. Bases 472 to 3063 code for a protein of 863 amino acids. The record is from RefSeq and is a predicted model, not a curated record. The transcript is spliced from 20 exons. Gene Ontology annotation, cellular component: Cul4B-RING E3 ubiquitin ligase complex.
CACAAAGUACUUCCGGUGGGGUCACCGACUAGCCUGUAACGAGUGAAACCAUUCUGUCGCAAAUUAGCAUCUGUUUGACUACCAUGUGGGCUUCUUAGCGCUGUACUUUAAUAACUUUUAUAAAUAAUUGCGUCAAACGACUGCUUUAGUAAACCGCUCGCGCUGAACUACUUUACGACGCGGUAAGACGACGAAGAGGUAAAAAAAAAAAAAAAGGAGGAAGCAGUAGCCAACCAUCUUUAUUCUCCUGCCAGCAAUAACAAGAAAGGGACGAGGCUCCAGACCCAAAGAAGCGUUGAGUAGUUUCUACUUAAUGUUUAUAUUUUUUAAACUGGAUAAACGUUAAAUAUAAAUAAAAACUAUCGUUGCGAAGACGGACGGAGGCCCUCGGACACUGAGCUCUUCCCUCGACAAGCCUGGAAGUUUGGGAUCAGAAGACUGGCUGUAAAGAAUUAGUAUUCCCAUUUUUUCAUGUUUCCAACAGGUUUAUCUUCCCCUAACCCCCCACCACCGCCAACCCAGGAGGCUAGACCCGCGGCUACUGAUGUCAAAAGCGACAGUGGGAACAUCACAUCUCCGAAGAAGAGGAAAAUAAACGGCUCUGAGAGGGACGACACGAGUGACACCAUCUCCUCCUCCCCUCCAAAGAACAUUCAUUCCUCCUCUUCCUCCUCCUCCUCCUCUCCGCUCCACAUCCAGAAGAAGUUGAGGUUCGAGGAUUCGGUAGAUUUUAUUGGACUAGAUGUGAAAAUGGCUGAGGAAGCUGCUGCUGCCGCUGGGUCGGGCUCCAAUAACAAAAGCAGAUCCAUGUUUCUGGCCGGUGGCGUGGGGGGACACCACGCGAACGGACUGACCAAAACGGCUGGAUCCGGCACCUUCUCCAGCAGCAAACCUGGUGCUGCCAAGAAACUAGUGAUCAAGAACUUCAGAGAAAAGCCCAAGUUACCAGAGAACUACACGCAGGAAACUUGGCAAAAGCUGAAAGAGGCUGUGGAGGCCAUACAGAAGAGCACGUCCAUCAAGUACAAUCUAGAGGAGCUCUACCAGGCUGUUGAAAAUCUCUGCUCUCAUAAGAUAUCUGCCAAGCUCUACAAACAGCUAAGGACCGUGUGUGAAGACCACAUCAAGGCACAGAUUGAUCAGUUCAGGGAGGAUGCCCUGGACAGUGUGCUUUUCCUGAAGAAAAUAGAUAAGUGCUGGCAAGAUCACUGCAGACAAAUGAUCAUGAUUAGGGGUAUAUUUCUAUUUUUGGAUCGCACCUAUGUUUUACAAAACUCUAUGCUGCCAUCGAUCUGGGACAUGGGCCUGGAGCUGUUCAGGUUCUACAUCAUCAGUGACUUAAAGGUCCAGAGUAAAACCAUCGAUGGGAUUCUCCUCCUUAUAGAGAGAGAGCGAAACGGGGAGGCCAUCGACCGCAGUCUGCUGAGGAGCCUGCUGAGCAUGCUUUCUGACCUCCAGAUUUAUCAGGACUCCUUUGAGCAGCGCUUCUUGGAGGAAACUAAUCGACUGUAUGCUGCAGAAGGACAGAGGCUGAUGCAGGAGAGAGAGGUUCCAGAAUAUCUCCAUCAUGUCAACAAACGCCUGGAGGAAGAAGCUGACAGAGUAAUCACAUAUCUAGACCAGAGCACACAAAAACCGCUCAUUGCUACUGUAGAGAAGCAGCUGCUGGGGGAACAUCUCACUGCGGUUCUCCAAAAAGGGCUGACCCACGUGUUGGAUGAGAACAGAGUUCAGGAUCUGUCUCUCCUGUACCAGCUCUUUAAUCGAGUCCGUGGUGGUGUUCAGGUGCUCCUGCAGCACUGGAUAGAGUACAUAAAGGCAUUUGGAAGCACAAUCGUAAUCAACCCUGAGAAAGACAAAACAAUGGUGCAAGAGCUGCUGGACUUCAAAGAUAAGGUGGAUCACAUCAUUGAUGUGUGCUUCUUGAAAAAUGAGAAGUUUGUUAAUGCCAUGAAGGAGGCUUUUGAGACAUUCAUCAACAAACGGCCAAAUAAACCCGCAGAGCUCAUCGCCAAGCAUGUGGAUUCAAAGCUGAGGGCGGGAAACAAAGAAGCAACCGAUGAGGAACUGGAGAAGAUGCUGGAUAAGAUCAUGAUAAUAUUUAGAUUUAUAUAUGGAAAAGAUGUGUUUGAGGCUUUUUACAAAAAGGAUCUGGCUAAGAGGUUGCUGGUUGGGAAAAGUGCCUCGGUGGAUGCUGAAAAAUCAAUGUUGUCAAAGCUGAAACAUGAAUGUGGAGCAGCGUUCACCAGCAAACUAGAGGGAAUGUUCAAGGACAUGGAGCUUUCUAAAGACAUAAUGGUGCAGUUCAAACAGUACAUGCAGUGCCAAAACAUUCCUGGCAACAUUGAGCUAACUGUCAACAUCCUCACUAUGGGCUACUGGCCAACUUAUGUGCCCAUGGAAGUCCACCUGCCUCCUGAGAUGGUGCGGCUGCAGGAGAUCUUCAAAACCUUUUACCUGGGCAAACACAGUGGCAGGAAGCUGCAGUGGCAAUCAACAUUAGGUCACUGCGUCUUAAAAGCAGAAUUCAAAGAGGGCAAAAAAGAGCUGCAGGUGUCGCUGUUUCAAACACUUGUGCUGCUGAUGUUUAAUGAAGGAGAGGAGUUCACUCUUGAAGAUAUCAAAGUAGCUACAGGAAUAGAGGACAGCGAACUGCGUCGGACGUUGCAGUCACUCGCAUGCGGAAAAGCCCGGGUUCUAACCAAGAUUCCCAAAAGCAAAGACGUGGAGGAUGGAGACAAAUUUUCUUGCAACGAUGACUUCAAACACAAGCUCUUCAGGAUCAAAAUAAACCAGAUUCAAAUGAAAGAGACGGUGGAGGAACAAGCCAGCACCACAGAGAGGGUUUUUCAAGAUCGUCAGUACCAGAUCGAUGCCGCCAUUGUGCGGAUAAUGAAGAUGAGGAAGACUCUGAGCCAUAAUCUUUUGAUGUCUGAGGUGUACAACCAGCUCAAAUUUCCUGUCAAGCCUGCUGACCUAAAGAAGAGGAUAGAGUCUCUUAUUGACCGGGACUAUAUGGAGCGCGACAAGGAAAACUCCAACCAAUACAACUAUGUGGCCUAGAUAAAGGAAGAGAAAAGCAGCCGUUCCAGUUAGAUUAAAAGGUGUCCUGAGGGAUCGGUCUUUCAAUCUUUUGCUCUCGUGGACGUUCACCAUUUUCAUCUUCAACCCAACGACCGACAUGUGAAUGGCUAUCGCUCCGCAGGGUUGUCUUCAGGAGGGUCCUGUGACCCUGUGGACUGCAUGCCCAUUUUAAGAAAAAAAAAGUGAAUCUCCAUUUUUUUUUUUUCUCAGUGCCUCUGAGAGAGUUGGGACAACGAAGGCACACAGUUCUGUUUGUUCUUUUUUAAUGGAGAGGAAAAAAUAUUUAUUUUCUGAUCUAGAUCUUUUGUCCACACUUAAACAAUAUGCUCUUUGUUUAUUAAACCUUUUUUCUUUUUACUCAUCCAUCCUUCCCAUUUAAUACUGACACACCUACCAGUGCUCUAGAUGUAUCAAAUGUUGCAAAGAAAAGAAGAAAAAAAAACAAUCCAAAACAUUAAACCGAUGCCUGUUUCUUCAGUUGUUGUGAAAUGUUAAGACUGUUGGGGUUAUCAAGUAUGUGCAUAUUUUGGGGUCUGCUGUUGUUUCAGUUCUAGCAGCAGUAUGACCAGAUGAAAAGUCAGUGAACAAAUAAGAACCUAUCUUUCAAAGUA